Ustilago hordei is the source of this 1335-nucleotide messenger RNA. RefSeq lists its product as uncharacterized. The transcript has 2 exons. Bases 1 to 1335 code for a protein of 444 amino acids. NCBI's taxonomy places the organism in Eukaryota, Fungi, Basidiomycota, Ustilaginomycetes, Ustilaginales, Ustilaginaceae. Gene Ontology annotation, biological process: proteasome-mediated ubiquitin-dependent protein catabolic process; nuclear membrane reassembly; membrane fusion. Gene Ontology annotation, cellular component: nucleus; cytosol. The record is from RefSeq and is a predicted model, not a curated record. Gene Ontology annotation, molecular function: ubiquitin binding.
AUGGACGAGAGCAUCCAGCAGUUCGCUGCCAUCACUGGUGCUUCCGCCGACCGUGCCCGCUUCUUCUUGGAGGCUGCCGGCGGCGACUUGGAAACUGCUAUGUCCAGCUUUUACGAGUCCGAGCCAUCGCAGUCUGCGGUCGAUGAAGAAGCAGAGGGCGCAGCACCAUCCGAACCCGCUCCUAGUGUGCCAGCUGACUACACUGGUCCGCGCACGCUAUCUGGUCAACCGGUCGAGUCUUCGGCUGCCUCUGGCUUUGGCGCUACCUCGAGCUCCAGCCAGUCCCAACGCUCCGCAGCUAGUGGCGGAAGUCGCGGCGGCAUCUCCACCAUGCGCGACAUCCGAUCUGCCAACGAAGGUUCGGCUAGCAGACGAGGAGGUAGCGGUGACGACGAAGAUGACGACGGCGAUGAUGACGAGAUGAAUUACUUUGCUGGCGGCGAGAGAAGCGCACUCAGUGUCGAGAAUCCGGAAGCUCGACGUCGCAGGAAUCAACCCGGAGGGGACAUGGUCCAGGAGAUCCUUCGUCGUGCUGCUGAAGAGGGCAAAAAACAUCCUGAGCUUGCUAAAGCCCAAUCAUCAUCUUCCUCCAAUUCGCUCGCGUUUACCGGACGUGGUCGAACCAUCAAUGAUUCUGCUGAGUCCGAGCCUUCUGCAGGCACGACCUCAAUGCCCGGCGGCUUUGCAAGCGAUCCUGCAGCUUCCGCCAGAGACAACAGCGGCAAUGGUGGUGAUAAUGAGGACGGAGAGGUGGCGAUUCGAAACCUUACCUUCUGGGAGGACGGCUUUUCGAUUGAGGACGGCGAAUUGAUGCGAUUCGACGAUCCAGCACAUGCACAGACGCUGGCUGCCAUCAACGCGGGCCAUGCACCUCUCGACCUUCUCAACAUUCGCUUCGGUCAGCAAGUGCAGGUCCACGUCCAUAGACGCACCGACGAGAAGUACAAGCCUCCACCCAUGAAACCGUUUGCAGGGUCUGGCAACCGACUUGGCUCCCCCGCUGCUCCCUCAUUCGCGACCUCUUCUCAAUCGCAGCCUGCAACAACGGCGACCACUUCGGCGACUUCUAGCUCUGGAGACUUCAAGGUGGAUGCGGAUAGGCCCACAACACAGCUUCAAAUCCGACUCAGCGACGGGCAACGAAUGACAGCUCGCUUCAAUACGGACCACACCAUUGCGGAUCUGAGGAGCUACAUCAAUGCUGCCAACCCGGUAACGUCGACGCGAAACUAUGUGCUCAAUGCGUCAUUCCCGCCCAAGCCCUUGAGUGACGAGUCGCAAACUCUUCAAGACGCUGGUCUUCUCAAUGCUGUCGUCAUUCAGAAGUUCCAGUAA